Molecule: messenger RNA, 3530 nt
Organism: Stegodyphus dumicola
Lineage: Eukaryota; Metazoa; Arthropoda; Arachnida; Araneae; Eresidae
Product: protein hu-li tai shao-like
Cellular component (GO): plasma membrane; postsynaptic density; cytoskeleton
Molecular function (GO): actin filament binding
Source: RefSeq, a predicted model, not a curated record
CUGUUGGUGCUCGAACGCUAUUCGUUGCUUGGAGGUGUUGACUACUUACCUCGCUAUUUAAAAGGUGUGUUGUGCAUUUUAAGCGUGCACCUCGUUUUAUGAAAGUGUGUGCCGGCAGUUCUCUACUUUAAUUAUGAAAUAUCCAGAGAGUGUCGAAUUUAAGUCAGGUAUGGCCGACAUAGAAAAUAAGCCAAAUGGGACCAUAGAAGAAAAUGGGCCUGUUGCCAAAUAUGAUCCAGAUGAUCCAGAAAGUCAGAAACAAAUGUGGAGGCCUCCAGAUAUUGACCAGGAUAUGAAAGAAAUGGAAAGAAGGAAAAGGGUGGACAUGAUUAUGAACAGUCAAGUAUUUCGGGAAGAAUUGGAGCGUAUUAUAGAAUCACAAAUUAAUGAAGGUUAUCUACCAGCCAACUUAACUGCUUUACAACAAGUGACAGAACUACUACUACCUAAUCGCCGCUCUUCAGGUUUUCGAUCUGGACAUUGUGUAAUUCCUAUUAAUGAUAUUAGAGGAGUUGAUGGUAUUCGUUACACCAAAAUGGAAAAACUUCUUCGUUGUAAAUUGGCAGCAGUUUACCGACUGAUUGAUCUAUAUGGAUAUUCUGAAAAUAUUUACAAUCAUAUUACAGUUCGUGUUAGUCAAGAUUUGGAACACUUUCUUCUCAAUCCGUUCGGUCUGCAAUAUCCUGAAGUUACAGCCUCAUCUUUGCUUAAAGUUGACAUGCAAGGCAAUGUAGUAGAUCCUGGAUCUACUUCAUUUACUUUCAAUAGAGCAGGUUUUGUUCUACAUUCUGCUGUACAUGCUGCACGUCCAGAUGUCAGAUGUGUAAUUCAUAUUCAUCAUCCACCAUGUGUUGCAGUUUCUGCUAUGAAGACGGGUCUACUGCCCGUUUCGCAAGAAGCAGCAUUAAUUGGAGAUGUUAGUUACCAUGAUUAUCAAGGUAUUCUUGUGGAUACUAAUGAGCGAGAGCAAAUAGCUAGGGAUCUUGGACCUGUCAAUAAAGUUAUGAUUCUGCGAAAUCAUGGAGUUAUUGUUUGUUGUGAAUCAAUAGAGGAAGCCCUUUUUUAUCUACAGAAUCUUGUAUUAGCAUGUGAAGCACAGGUGAGACUGAUGCCUAUUGGGUUAGAAAAUAUUCAGAUUAUGAGUGAAGAGGCUAAACAGAAAGUUAGAAGUAUAAUUACAGAAAAUCAUGCUGAGGUUACUGGAAAGCCUGAUGGAGCUGUUGAAGAGGAUAAAGAUACAAAAGUAAAAAAAUUCAAAGUUUGGGAUCUGGAAUUUGAAGCCCAAAUGAGAAUGCUAGAUAAUGCAGGCUUCCGUACUGGUUAUUUGUACAGAUAUCCUUUAAUAAGAGUGGAAGUUCCCCGUCAGAAGAAUGAUGUUGAAGUUCCACCGUCAGCCACAUCAUUUGCUCAGUAUUUUGAAGAGGACAAAUGGCUUAGUCCUUUAAGAAAACUUAUGGAAGGGAAAAAAACACAUGAAAAAUUAAGAUGGGUGAACUCUCCUAACGUUUAUCAGAAAGUUGAAGUUUUGGAAACUGGUACAAAUGAUCCAAAAAAGAUAACCAAGUGGGUCGAAAAGCCAGAUAUUGGGGACAAUGAUUCUUGGGUUCAAGAGGGCUCACCUUCUCACAGCACUCUUGUGAAAAUUGAGAGCCCCCAUCAGUUUAUACCAAAAACGGGUGACCCAAAUGAAUUUAAGAAGAAACAAAAGGAGCUCAAACAAAAUAGAAUGCAUUCAAAAAUUACAGCUGGACCUCAGUCAUCUAUUUUGGAUGGAGUGACAUGGGAAGAAAUAAAGAAAAUGCAAGAUGCACAAAUGACAAAUGCUACUGGGGAUCAUGUGGUAUUGGUAGGUGCUGCAUCAAAAGGUAUAAUACAAAGAGAAUUCCAACAUAAUGCAAUGGUGUAUAAAACAGCUUAUGCGAAAAAUCCUUUUGAUAACAUUUCUGAUCAGGAUUUAGAAGAAUAUAAGAAAAUUGUGGAAAGAAAGCAAAGAGGUGAACCAGUUGAAGAUGAUAUUCCGGAUCAUAUCAAACCAUUACUAUUAGAGCCAGUACUAGCGCCAGAACACCAGACACUCAGUUCUCCUGUCCAAGAUCUUAAUACACCUCCACAGUCUCCUGCAUCACCAUGUUCUGAUGAAGAAGUUGUCAAAUCAGGUGCUUCUGUUCAGAGGUCUCUGUCUGCAAGACUGAGUGUUGAAGCUGCUGAAGAGAUACGAGAAAAGGGUUUUCAACACCGUACUUUUUCAGAGCGUAAACCGAAAACUAAACACACUGCUGAUAUAACUGUAAAUGGAGAAGAAAAAUUAAAGUCGGCUGAAAGUGGAGAAGUGUCAGCUGCAUCCAGAAGUAGCAAAGAGAGCUCACCUGUAAAAGAGUUAGGUGAUGAGUCUCUUAAAAAGGAUAAAAAGAAAAAGAAGGGUCUUCGCACGCCAUCAUUCCUAAAGAAAAAGAAACACAAGAAGGAGAAGGAAGAUAAGGAAAAGGUAGCAUCAUAAAUGUGAAAUAAGUACUGCCAAGUAUGAUAUUUCACAUGUAUAACUGCCAACACUUAUUUACACUUUGGCUUGGUGCUGGAUGUGACUGUAUAACUUCAUAAUUUGAAUGGCCUGCAUCAUGUUCAAAAUGUGUGCUUCGGAUUCAGAGAUUCCAUAGGUUAUUCAUCUAGAGAUGAACUGAAUAGUCACUUCAGCUUACUUCUUCCAUUAUGCUGGUGUGAACAUUAUGGGGUUUACUAAUAUGUCGCAAAAAAGUAAAAGUGAUUGGCAAAUACCCUGCUUCCUGUUUGUAUUAUGUCAAGAACCAAUUAUAUUUUUCUUUUUUAAAACUUGAAAAUAUAGUCCCAUAUCUUUUUCUAAAUAUGUAUACUUGAUUUAUAUGUAUUAUAAGGUUGAUUUUUUAAAGGAAAAUAUUUACUGAUCCAUGACAAAGUCUGUAUACAAAUUCUAGCUAAGUACUGUUUCUAAUGAGUUUACUUAUAAAGGAUUCAUUGAAACAUUAGAGGCAGCUAUAUUAAAAAUGAAAUAUUAAAUAAUUUAUCCUUGUUUUGUAAAAUUCCAUGACCAGAAUCAAGUUAUAUAUUUAGUAUGAAGAAAAUUUUUGUUCUUUGUAAUACUUUUUACUGUUUGCUAGCUUUUAACAUUUUCUGCAUUUAGUUUUUGUAUCUUAACUGUAUUAUUUUGCAACUGAAACUUUCUCUGAGUUUUUAAGGUGUUUUUAAAAUGUUUUGUGACUUGAAAUGAUUGGUAAAUGUUUAGCAGAAUUUGUCAGCAUAUGUGCCUGUAUGUAAAUAAAAUUUUAUUGAUAAUUUUGUUCUUUGUUAUCAGUAUAUUUGUAUUUUCUUGAUGUAAGAAGAUUAGUGUUUAUUGAAAUGUCAAAGGCUUUAUAUCAAGAGCUAUCUUCUGACUAUAUUAUCAGAACAGUCAUUAAUUGGCAUGUGCUAGUGUUACGAGAGAGAGAAUACUUUCUAGCUUUCUAGGAAUGAAAAAGGUUGCUUUUGGGGAGAAAAAAAAAAAAAAAAAAAAAAAAAAA